AUAACGAAAAAGAAGCAAUAUCAUUUCAACCUUAUCCUCCUCUUCAGACAGACAUUCACGGCGAUGGCGUCGCUUCUACUCGGAGCUCCUCCGCGAGUUAUCACCGUCCCAUCAUCUCCGAGGCUAUCAUCAUCUCACUCGGAAACUCUCGGCGUGUCUCUCUCUUGCUUCCCUCAGCAACUGUCUCUCUCCGCCUCGUCAUCAUCCAGCUCAGUUCCACUUGUGUACUGUGGCCGAGGUGACCGCAAAACAGCGAGAGGAAAGCGUUUCAAUCACUCUUUCGGGAAUGCGAGGCCAAGGAACAAGAAUAAAGGAAGAGGGCCACAGAGAGUUCCUGUCCCUCCUGCUCCACCGAGGAAGGAUAAGUUUGAGAACGACGAGAAGAUCAAAAUCGACAUCGACGAGUCCCUCUUCUCCAACUAGAGUCUUUCCUUCACUGUAAUUCUAUUCGAACAGAUGCUGCAACUUGUUAAACAUCUCCAAUUUCUCAUCUUUCUAUGAAAAAAAAUUCUGCUUUCUUGUUUACAUUGAUAAAUGUUUCGGUAAUACGAGUGAUUGAUUGAGUC
Messenger RNA from Raphanus sativus (radish), 566 nucleotides. RefSeq names its product 30S ribosomal protein S31, chloroplastic. Gene Ontology annotation, biological process: plastid translation. Gene Ontology annotation, cellular component: ribosome; plastid. The transcript is spliced from 3 exons. NCBI's taxonomy places the organism in Eukaryota, Viridiplantae, Streptophyta, Magnoliopsida, Brassicales, Brassicaceae. The coding region runs from base 64 to 423 and encodes 119 amino acids. The record is from RefSeq and is a predicted model, not a curated record.